Messenger RNA from Vanderwaltozyma polyspora DSM 70294, 2979 nucleotides. It is a transcript of the gene BUB1, whose product is annotated as protein kinase BUB1. The record is from RefSeq and is a predicted model, not a curated record. The transcript has a single exon. Gene Ontology annotation, biological process: mitotic spindle assembly checkpoint signaling; protein phosphorylation; meiotic sister chromatid cohesion, centromeric. Gene Ontology annotation, molecular function: ATP binding; protein kinase activity. The coding region runs from base 1 to 2979 and encodes 992 amino acids. NCBI's taxonomy places the organism in Eukaryota, Fungi, Ascomycota, Saccharomycetes, Saccharomycetales, Saccharomycetaceae.
AUGAAUGGUAGUGUUACUCGAUUCGAAGAGAUAGAAUCUGAAAAGGAGAAUAUACUCCCGUUGAAAUAUGGUAGAUCAGCAGCUCAAUUGUCUCAUUCUUUACAACAGGAUGUCUCUGAACUUAGCUCUGUCAAGAUCUCUUUUGAGCGAAGACUAAUUGACGAUUUAGAGGAAAUGGAUGAUCCGUUAGAAUUGUUCUUAAAAUAUAUUGAUUGGAUUAAUAAUGCUUAUCCACAAGGUGGAAAUUCCAAGCAAAGUGGUAUGCUGGAUAUCAUGGAGAGAUGUUUAUUGUAUUUUAAAGAUGUGGAGACUUAUAGAAAUGAUCCAAGAUAUUUGAAAAUUUGGCUUUGGUAUAUAGAACUAUUUUCGAGUGAUUCUAUAAUUGAAACAAAAGAUAUCUUGGUUUAUAUGUAUCGUAACAGAAUAGCUCAAAAACUAGCCUUGUUCUAUGAACAAUUCUCGAUCAUCAUGUUUAAUAUGCAUAAGUACAAGGAAUCUCAUUAUAUACUGUCCUUGGGGGUUAAAGAGAAUGCAAGACCGCAUACUAGAAUAACAAGAAAACUACAAGAUUUAGAAAAUAAACUUGUUGAAAUGAAUAUAGAUAUUAACAAUAGGGAUUUGGAAUAUAAUUAUAACGAAAAUGAACCAAAUUCAAGGGGGGUGCCUUUAUUUUUACAAUCUUUUAAUCCACCAAGAAUGGUUUUAGGAAGAGAGGUAUCAAAUAUACCUCAUGUUUCUGUACGACAUGACCAAGUGGAGAAUGAUAUACAACAAUCCUCCAAGCAGGGCAAACUUCACAUAUUUAAAGAUACAGAUAAUUCUAAAAAUGAUGAAAUUGAUGGAUUGAGGAAAGAUGGCUGGAACAUUUUAGAAUCGAAACAUAUUAGAGAUAAAGAAAAUAAAGCAACGUCAGACUUACUAGAACCAGGUGUGAAUAUUGGUAAAAUUUAUCAAGACAGAAAUUCAACAUUAAUCCGCAAAGAUGAAAAAAAAAUAACAGAAAAAUUACCUAUAUUCCAAGAUAAGUUAGGAAGACCGGAACCAACUUAUAAGAUAAUAGAGAUACCAGGAAGGAAGACAGAAAAAAUCGAUUGUAAUUUUAAUUUAAUAUACCCAAAUACUCAUGAAGAAUACUCCUUGGAAGAAAUAUUAGCAUUGUCCAAAAACAUUUAUCAUAAAAUACAAAAACCAAAGACUUCUAUACCUUCUAAUGAUGAUGAACAUAUCAGGAAAAAAAUGAAAACAAGCAUCCCACUAUCAAAUAAGAAAAUUGAAUUUCCUCCAACUCAACCGCCGUUAGAGCCAGGCUCAACAUCCCCAUCAACAUUGGAUCAAAAUAUUAAUAAUGGGCAUAUUAAUAAAUCACUAACAUUAGAAUAUAAGAAUCAUACAAGAACUUCAAUACUGCCUUUAAAUGAUGUACCUAUAUCCGAUGAAACAGAAGUUCCCAACACUGCUGCAAAAGCUCCAAAUUCUCCUACAGUAACUUUCUUUUCGAAGGAUGCAAUGAAUGAAGUUUAUUCAAUGUUCAAUCAACAUUAUCAAGAGCCAAAUGAAGGAGCUGAAAAUGAGGAUACAACAAGUAAAUUUGCUUUCUUUGAAAACUUUACUGAAGAAUUUACAAGACAGAAUAUUGAUGAUUUGACUGAAGUGAAAAAUAAUCUACCUCAACUAGACAAGACGCCUAACCGUGAAACAAAUGUUAGUUCGGAAAUAGAAAAUAUCGAUGCUUCUAAACAGCAAUUGACUACUACGUAUAAGAGUAAACUUAAAGAGUAUAUGACACCUAUCAAAGAAAAAAAUGAAAACUCUAUUAGAACCAUCAAUAGCACGCAAAGCUCGCCAUUUUUAACUCAACCACAGCCGUUAAUUUCGAAUAUUAUUAACAAUCCUUUAGAUGAAAAAUUUAGAACUGAGUUGUUGGGACUAGUUUCUCCACCUUUAGAUACUUACUCAACGUUUUAUCGCUAUAAUCAGUCUCUGAAGAUGAGUACCUUGCUGAAGAAAAUUCACAAAGUUAGUAUAUCUGAGAAUAAAAAUCCCAUAGUCGAUUUUAAAAAGACUGGUGAUUUGUAUUGCAUUAGAGCUGAACUUGGUGAGGGCGGUUAUGCUACGGUAUACCUGGCAGAAUCUAGUACAGGAAAAUUGAAGGCCUUGAAAGUUGAGAAACCUGCAAGUGUAUGGGAAUAUUAUAUUUUGAAACAAGUUGAAUUUAGAUUACAAAAUAGAGAUAUUUUAAGGUCAAUUAUUAAUGUCAAUUCGCUACAUUGUUUUCUCGACGAGAGUUACUUGGUAUUAAAUUAUGCGAAUCAAGGUACUCUAUUGGAUUUGAUCAAUUAUUAUAAAAAUUCGAGAGGUACAGGGAUUGAUGAGAUAUUAUGCAUGUUUAUAACUGUAGAAUUGAUAAAAAUCAUUACAAGUAUUCAUUCUGUUGGUAUAAUUCAUGGUGAUUUAAAACCUGAUAAUUGUAUGAUAAGAUUUGAAAAAGGUAAGAUCAAUUCAUAUCAAGCCAGUGGUGAUAAUGGAUGGUACCGUAAAGGCAUUUAUCUAAUCGAUUUUGGUAGAUCAUUUGACAUGACAAUUUUACCAGAAAAUACUAAGUUUGUUGCCAAUUGGGAAACUGACAAUCAGGAUUGUCCUCAAAUGAGAAAAGGUGAAUGUUGGAGUUACGAAGCUGAUUACUAUGGUUUAGCAAGUAUAAUAUUCUGUAUGUUGUUUGGAAAAACAAUUGAAAUUAGUAGAGAUGGGGCAUUAAGGUGUAGUAUGAAAAGGUACUGGAGAGGGGAAGAAAUAUGGAAUCCACUAUUUUCACUGUUAAUACAAGGAAACAAAGUUGACAAUGUCAAUAACAUUGAGCAACAGUUACAAGAUAUAAGGAAACGAAUCGAAGAUGUCUUAACAGAAGAACAUAGUGAUAGACUAAAAAGUUUGAUAUACGAUUUAGAGAAUGAGUUAUGUACAAGGAACAUGAAGAUAUGA